AUGGAAGCCACGGAGAAGCAGCAUCUGUUGGACGGCAGGCCCGAAGCCCGGUCAUACACGGGAUCUGUAUGGCAGGAUGCGGCUGGCUGGAUCCCUUUGCCAUCACCUGGCCUAGACUUGCCAGCCAUUGAGCUUGCUGCCCAAAGCAGCCAUUACUGCCAUGCCCAGAGGGAUCCUGGUAGCCACUGUGACCCCAAGAAGCAGCGCGCCCGGCGCCAGCUCUAUGCAGCUUCUGCCGUUUGCCUGUUGUUCAUGAUCGGGGAAGUUGUUGGUGGGUACCUGGCACAUAGUCUGGCUAUCAUGACCGAUGCAGCUCACCUCCUUACCGACUUUGCCAGCAUGCUCAUCAGCCUCUUCUCCCUCUGGAUGUCCUCCCGGCCAGCCACUAAAACCAUGAACUUCGGCUGGCAGCGAGCUGAGAUCCUGGGAGCCCUGUUGUCUGUGUUAUCCAUCUGGGUCGUGACUGGGGUGCUGGUGUACUUGGCAGUGGAGCGGCUAAUGUCUGGGGACUAUGAGAUUGAAGGGGGAACUAUGCUGAUCACAUCGGGCUGCGCUGUGGCUGUGAACAUCAUAAUGGGGCUGCUGCUUCAUCAAUCCGGCCAUGGGCACAGCCAUGACACCAGCGAACAGCAGGAGAAUCCUAGCGUUCGAGCUGCUUUUGUCCAUGUGACUGGGGACUUGCUGCAGAGUUUGGGCGUCCUGGUGGCAGCCUAUAUUUUAUACUUCAAGCCAGAGUACAAGUAUGUGGACCCUAUCUGCACCUUCCUCUUCUCCUUCCUGGUCCUGGGGACAACAUUGACCAUCCUGAGAGAUGUGGUCCUGGUGCUGAUGGAAGGGACCCCCAAGGGCAUUGACUUCACCGCUGUACGAGAUCUGCUGCUGUCAGUAGAGGGGGUGGAAGCCCUGCACAGCCUGCACAUCUGGGCUCUGACCGUGACCCAGCCUGUGCUGUCUGUCCACAUUGCCAUUGCUCAGAAUGCAGAUGCCCAGGCUGUGCUGAAGGCGGCCAGCACCCAGCUCCAGGGGAAGUUCCACUUCCACACAAUGACCAUCCAGAUUGAAAACUACUCUGAGGACAUGAAGGAAUGUCAGAAGUGCCAAGGCCCCUCAGACUGACUGCCUGGCCGGGCACCAAUUGGGGCAUGGACAGCAUCUGCAGGUGGCAGGACUAAGUAUCGUCAAGGCUCAGCCAGGAUACUGCAACUCUGGCUGCUUUAUAAACCAGGUCCCCUCCUGGCCUC
Elephantulus edwardii (Cape elephant shrew) is the source of this 1241-nucleotide messenger RNA. RefSeq names its product solute carrier family 30 (zinc transporter), member 2 (gene SLC30A2). Gene Ontology annotation, biological process: response to zinc ion; zinc ion transmembrane transport. Gene Ontology annotation, molecular function: zinc ion transmembrane transporter activity. The record is from RefSeq and is a predicted model, not a curated record. The transcript is spliced from 8 exons. The coding region runs from base 1 to 1116 and encodes 371 amino acids. Lineage: Eukaryota; Metazoa; Chordata; Mammalia; Macroscelidea; Macroscelididae. Gene Ontology annotation, cellular component: plasma membrane.